Molecule: messenger RNA, 4247 nt
Organism: Xyrauchen texanus (razorback sucker)
Lineage: Eukaryota; Metazoa; Chordata; Actinopteri; Cypriniformes; Catostomidae
Gene: kcnc3b
Product: potassium voltage-gated channel, Shaw-related subfamily, member 3b
Exons: 5
Coding region: 440-2245 (601 amino acids)
Biological process (GO): potassium ion transmembrane transport; protein homooligomerization
Cellular component (GO): axon; dendrite membrane; voltage-gated potassium channel complex
Molecular function (GO): delayed rectifier potassium channel activity; protein binding
Source: RefSeq, a predicted model, not a curated record
GUGUGUCUGCGUGCGUGCGUGCGUGCGUGAGUGAGUGUGUGUGUUGCGUCUGUCUGAAACAUGAAAUGCUUGCGUUGAUUCAAAACGGGGGAAUUACCACCAACAACAUCAUCAUUCCUCUCUUCCACGCAAAAAAACCCGUUCACACGCGCAGGGAGGAGCGCGAUGCAAUUAGGGUGAAAUUAUCCGAGCACGCUACCCUUGAAGGCGAGGAAGGCGUAUUACACACAUUAUUUUAAUUAGUGUUAAUGGUUUUAUUUACUACUGUCUUAUUCCGAUCCGAUUCAUGUAUUAACCCUUUGCUAUACUGGAUCGGACAUGUCGUGAUCAAUGAAAAGCAUCGGUUAAAUCUUAUGGAUUAAAAUACCUGAACUCAACCCGAGCCAAACCGCUCCUAUCUCCUCCCCUCUCCGUUUUUUUCUCCACCUCUCCCUCCCCUAUGCUCAAUUCGGUGUGUGUCUCCUCAUUCAAAGGGCGCAAAGGUGGCAACAAGACGUCCAACAAAGCAUGUUACAGCGCCGACAUGACUUGCCCGUCGGAAAGCGAGAAAAUCGUGAUCAACUGCGGCGGCGUGCGGCACGAGACGUACCGGAGCACCCUGAAGACGCUGCCCGGCACGCGCCUGUCGUGGCUCACUGAGCCCGACGCCUUCUGCAACUUCGACUACGACCCGAAGUCCGAUGAGUUCUUCUUCGACCGACACCCGUCCGUCUUCUCGUUCAUCCUCAACUACUACCGCACGGGCAAGUUACACUGUCCCAACGACGUGUGCGGGCCGCUGUUCGAGGAGGAGCUCGCCUUCUGGGGCAUCGACGAAACGGACGUGGAGGCGUGCUGCUGGAUGAACUACAGACAGCACCGGGACGCGGAGGAGGCUCUGGACAGCUUUGAGAACCCCGAGCCGGAGGUUCCGGAGGACGAUCCGGCUGCGCUGGCGGGGGACGGGGAUUUAAAGCGCCUCUGCAUGCAGGAGGACGCGAGGAAAAUGGGCUGGUGGCGCGUUUGGCGACCCAGAAUUUGGGCGCUCUUUGAAGACCCUUAUUCCUCCAAAUACGCACGGUAUGUGGCAUUUGGAUCCCUUCUAUUCAUCCUUAUUUCCAUUUCCACUUUUUGCAUGGAGACACAUGAAGCUUUCAACACCAUUUAUAACAAAACUGAGAAUAUUACAGAGGGGAACGUUACGAAGGAGGAGAUCGUACACGAAGUGGUCACGGACAGUUGGUUGAUGUACGUGGAGGGAGUGUGCGUGAUUUGGUUUACCAUCGAGGUUUUCACACGCGUCGUCUUCUGUCCUGACAAAGUUGAGUUCUUCAAGAGCUCGUUAAACAUCAUAGAUUUUGUUGCCAUCUUGCCCUUCUACCUAGAGGUCGGACUGAGUGGGCUUUCCUCCAAAGCAGCGAAAGACGUCCUGGGCUUCCUACGCGUGGUGCGGUUCGUUCGGAUUCUACGCAUCUUCAAGCUGACUCGUCACUUUGUGGGCUUGCGUGUUCUUGGACACACGCUUCGCGCCAGCACCAACGAGUUCCUCCUCCUCAUCAUCUUCCUCGCGCUUGGAGUUCUCAUCUUCGCCACUAUGAUCUACUAUGCUGAGAGGAUAGGAGCAAGUCCAGACGACCCUACGGCAAGCAAACACACCAACUUUAAAAAUAUCCCCAUUGGUUUCUGGUGGGCUGUGGUUACCAUGACCACCUUGGGUUAUGGAGAUAUGUACCCGGAGACUUGGUCGGGCAUGCUGGUGGGGGCGCUGUGUGCCCUGGCGGGCGUGCUGACUAUUGCAAUGCCAGUGCCUGUGAUUGUCAAUAACUUCGGCAUGUAUUACUCUCUUGCCAUGGCCAAACAGAAGCUGCCCAAAAAGAAAAAUAAACAUAUCCCACGAGCGCCGCAACCCGGCUCGCCCAAUUACUGCAAGCCGGAUGCCCUCGCCAUGGCGACAGCCUCACCCCAGAGGAUCCUGGGUAAUGUGCUGGGUGGUGUGCUGGGGUCAAGCGGGCUGACGGGAGACUGCCCACUAGCUCAGGAGGAAAUUAUUGAAAUUAACAGAGACUCAAAGCAGAACGGUGAUGCAGCGAGUGCCGCUCUAGCAAAUGAGGACUGUCCAACAAUCGAUCAGGUUCUCAGUCCAGACGAGCGAAGCCCGAUGGGCCGGACCCGAGAGCGUUACCAGCAGGACAGAGCCUGCUUCCUCCUCAACACGCGAGAGUUCAGACCCACUGAUGGAAAUGUGCGGAAAGUGUUAAGUUUCUAGCAUUUGGCAAUUCUUAUAAGGAGACACAGUUUGUCACUGAAUCCUGAAAAUUUUGCCGAUGGGGCCGUACCAUCCACAUGGGACAUGUGAGGAAUGUCGCAGUGGCAAGAGGGUGUGACUGGGGAGGGAGGGGGGGGGACAAGGAAAAAUUCUGAGGCCGGAUCUUCACAUGGUAACCAAAGCAACCUCACCGAAAAUCCCAGAUCACUCCUCUUUCAACAGACUGACUGAACUGAACAUUGCACUGACACCUAGAAAGAGAAAAAUGACUCUUUAAGGAACGAAAGGAAAACAUUCCAAUGUUAUUUUGUCUGCCGUUUAAGAUCAAAACACCAGACGUUUUGACUGCCGCUGAUCUGGGCCCUGAGUUUCUGUAUAUUAAUCUAUAUAUAAGAAAGAAGGACCAAGUUAGAAUAAUUAUGUAGCAUUUUUGCUAAGACCUUGUAGCAUUUCUUGGCUGGGAGAACUCUCCAACAAACUUUCUAGAGACUGAUAUUCAUUGACAGUUUGCACAGAAUGACUAAAAAUGGCUUAGUCAUGAACCAUUAUUUUCUUAUGUUUUUCCCACACAGCAUUUUAGCAGCAAAAUGUGUCGUUUGUGCAUUGCCGUUUGGUAGCUUCCAUUCCCUGUCUGAGAAAAGUCUGAGUCUUAGAUUAGCUUUUAUUUUUGAAUGAAUCCAACGCACUAAAAAAGUUUAACACCGCACUCUGCAUAGCUAAGAGACGUACGUUGAUAUUCAGAAACAGUCUUCCAAUUUUUCCCUCAAGUUCAGGGGAGGCAACAAAAAAAAACAGUCCCAACAGACCAAAGGCCAUUUUCUGUGACCAAAUAAUGUACAAAAGCUAAAAUAGCACAAAAUAGCUUCAGAUUAUCCCUGUCAGAUUUUAACUGUCUGGAAAAUUCUACCCAUCAAGCCAGUGAGGUUGUAUUUUCCCUUUAAAUAUGAACAGAUUGGCAAUACUGCCAGGGGUGCUUUAAUUUCAAAAGAAACCUGAUGUUUUGCUGGGCAUUGUCCCAAUACCUCAAACUGAGGAGUUUAUACAAAUUCAAACCUUUGUUAAGGCCUAUCUUGUUCCUGAUAAUAGAGAUUAAUUUUGUAAUUUUGCUUUUGAUUAAUAUAUUUUUUGUAAUUAAGUAGAGCGUAUGCUGCCAUAGAUAAAUACAUGCACACAUUAGAGUGCUUGGACCAAUAACAAAUGUAAGUUUGUUACUUUUUCUUUGGAAAGAGGGUAGGGAGGUCAGGGAAAUGCUGAGAAAUUCUUAAAAAAAAAAAAAAAGUCUAUGUAAGACUUGUCUAAAACUGCCUUCAACGUUUCCCUCCAUUUUAGUCCCGAGUUUCCCUCCAUUUUCUCCCAUUGGCUGGAUGUCUCUGAGGGAUGCUCUUUCUUAACCAACCAGAGGGAGCAUUCUAGGUUUCGCCAGGCAAAUCAAGAAGAAUAAAUGUACAAAACAAAAGAACAAAUUUAUAUUUUGAUAAGUAGAAAAACAUCUCCAUGGUUCACAAUGAAUGCAACGCCACAUAUGUGUGUUUGAAUGUGACUGUACAAGUGCAACAAAUGCAAUUCCAACCACACUACAAACUGACGCACUAACGUGAACAACAAAAAAAUAAAAACAUAAGGCGGGAACAAAAAAAAACUUGCUGUCACAGAGGGAGGGCGCAAACAGAUUUGCUCUUCAAAUGCGAUUGUUUCCACUUGGAUUGAACUGUCAGAAAAUGGAUGUCAAAAUAUGAAAAAAGAAAAACAAAUGGAAAAAAAACAACAACUUGUAGAGAAAAAAAAUCAAAAGAUGCAUUUUUGUAACUUUGUUUACCAGCAUGAAAACUUUGCAUGACUGUAUUUUCUGCGAGCCCUUAGUUAAAGUGAGGAGGGCUAAAAUAAUAAUGAAAAAAAUAUGUUAAUAAAUAAAAGAAACAUGAUAUGCAAUGGAUAUUUAAGAAAAAUAAGAUAUUUAAAAGAGCUAUAUUUUGUUUUGAAAUAGGAAGAAAAUGUGAAUAAA